Molecule: messenger RNA, 376 nt
Organism: Vigna unguiculata (cowpea)
Lineage: Eukaryota; Viridiplantae; Streptophyta; Magnoliopsida; Fabales; Fabaceae
Source: RefSeq, a predicted model, not a curated record
UAACAUAAUAAACCUACACACUUUUGUUUCAUCAGCACACCGCGGGUCUCGAAAACAAAGUCACAUUUAUUCAUCAUGGACAUGAGGAAGAUCGCCUAUGCUGCUCUCAUUGUUGCUGCCUCCAUCAGUGUCGUGGCAGCUACCAUCGAGAUUCCUGCCCCUGCCCCUGGACCUAGUAGUGGAGCCUCAGCUGCCAUGCCGCUUGUUGGCUCCUUGGUCGGUGCCUCUGUCUUGUCUUUCUUUGCCUUAUUACACUAAGCUUUCAAGAAGCUAAUUGAAGAAUCAUUAGCAAGAAAUAUUAGAAAGAAUGGAUGAUGUGAUGUUGUCACAAAUUUAUUUUAUAUGAUAAUUACAUUACAAGGAAUACCUGAUAUUA